Messenger RNA from Chelonoidis abingdonii (Abingdon island giant tortoise), 3516 nucleotides. RefSeq names its product ankyrin repeat domain 24 (gene ANKRD24). Lineage: Eukaryota; Metazoa; Chordata; Testudines; Testudinidae. The record is from RefSeq and is a predicted model, not a curated record. Gene Ontology annotation, molecular function: actin binding.
CUCAAGCCAGAAUGAAAAGCCUGAAGGCCAAGUUUAAGAAGACGGAAAGCCAUGACUGGGGUAAGAAUGAUGAGAAGCUCCUACAGGCCGUGGACUACAACGACCCCGAGAAGGUGACGUCUCUACUUCUCCGCAAGGGCCUGGUCCCCACCAAACUGGACUCGGAGGGCAAAUCCGCGUUCCACCUGGCUGCAACGAGAGGGAACGUGGACUGCCUGGAAGUGAUGCUCGCUCAUGGAGCGGACGCCAUGACCACAGACAGCUCGGGGUACAAUGCGCUCCACCUGGCUGCUAAACACGGCCACCCAGAGUGCGUGAGCAAACUGCUGCAGGCAUCUUGCCCGGUUGAUGGCGCCGACAGCAACGGUCGGACAGCGCUCCACCAUGCAGCUGUCAGCGGCUGCAUCUCAUGCUCAGAGAUUCUCUGCGAUUUCAAGGCCUCCUUGAAUACCAAGGACAAGGAUGGCUCCACCCCUCUGAUCCUGGCAGCUAAGAUGAGCCACUCGGAGCUGUGCCGGUACCUGCUGCAUCAUGGAGCUGCUGUGAAUAGCAGAGACCAGCAGGGCAGAACAGCCCUGAUGCUGGCCUGCGAGAACGGCAGCGUGGAGACGGUGGAAGUUCUCAUCCAUGCUGGGGCGCGGGUCGGCAUGGUUGACGCCAGGGGCCAGGACGCAGCGCGCUACGGCCUGGCCACGGGGAAUGCCUUGAUCCAGCACUACCUGCAGGACGCCUGCCAGCGCCGCUCCUGGGCCAGCGAAGAGGAGUCGGCUGAGCGAACGUCGCAGAUGGCAUUGCCAAGCCAGCCUCUGCCCAGCGAGAGGAACAGCACCCCGAGAAAGAGGAAAGCCCCUCUGCCGCCCCCCGGCACCUCCAGCCAGCACACCCCACGCUCCCCGGAGCACAGCUCCCCUUCCACAGAGCGGAGCAGCCGGAUAGUCACCACCAAACCUGCCAGGGCUCGCCCUGCCCCAGCCGACACGGAGGACAGGGAGGCCUACGAGGAGAUCGUCCGGCUGAGGCAGGAACGGGCUCGGUUCCUGCAGAAGAUCAAGGGUUUGGAGCAGCAGCAGGAGAAGCAGAAGCAGGAGCGGCUGGAGUUGGAGGAGGACUCCCUACGCUCUAUGGAGAAGGAGAUAAAGGAGCUCCAGCAGCAACUGGCGGACAGUGAGGGGGAAAAGGAGCAUUUGGGGAAGGAGGUUGAAGUGCUCCGGAGCCGCCUGUCCUUGCUGGAGAACGAGAAGGAGAACACCAGCUACGACAUUGACACCCUGCAGGACGAAGAGGGGGACCUGCUGGAAUUCCCAGGGGCGGAGCUGCUGCUGUCCAAGAAGACCCUGAGCCUGUCCACGGAGGAGCUGCUGGCCACGCUGCAGGGCCAGGUGCAGUCGCUCACUAUGCAAAACCAGGAGCUGCUGGAGAAGAUACAGAUCCUGGAGAAUUACGAGAAAGACGAGAGUGACGUGGGCCCAGCCGAAGACUUCGUCCCCAUUGCCCUCUACGACUCCCUCAAGUCAGAGUUCAAUCAGCUCAGGGAGCAGCAUGCCGAGGCCCAGGCUGCCCUGCAGGCUCUGGAAGGCAGUGGGCCUCAUGGUCCCUCCUGCGAGCUAGUCCCAGUGGAGGCUUACAAGCAACUGAAGGCUGAAUAUGAGGCGCAGAUCCAGACCUUAGAGGAGGUGCUGCAGAGGAGCAACACCCUAGCUGAGCCCGAGGGGAAAGGCCGGGAGCCAGGCCAGGCCAGGGUGCCAGCAGAAGGAAGCAGCAGGGAAGGAGGGGCUGGAGAUGUGUCUGUGAAAGAGCUGACCAAAAUGCUGGCUGAGACGCGGGAGAAGCACGAGGCAGCUCUGGCCGAGGUGCAGCUCCUGCGGGAGCAGAUCCAGCUGGGCAUCCUGUCUGUGGAGGAGCAGGAGGCGGCUGAGAGCUCCAGGAGUGAGCUGGAGACGGUGAGAGCAGCUCUGCAGAAAGCCCAGGAGGCCCUGCUGGAGAGAGACCAGAGGGUGAAGGACCUGGAGGGGCGCUUGGACUCCCAGGAAGAAGCAGCCAGUCGAGGCUGCUCCGCCGAGGAGAUGAGGGCGGCCCUCAGUGUCUCCUUGGGCGAAGCCGCCGUGGAGAAUGCCGAGCUGCUGGAGAGGUGCCACCAAGCGGAGGCAGAAGCGGAGCAGCUGAGGAGGAGCGUGGAGGAGGGAGCCGGGGAGCUGCAGCGAGCGAUGGGCCACCUCUCGGAGAGCCAGGGGCUGGAGGAGGAGAACCGGCAGCUCCGUGAGCAGCUGGAGGAGCUGAGGGGGCAGUACGAGGAGGUGCAGGCCCAGCUCCGAGAGGAUCAGGACAAGAAGGAGGAGGAGCUGAGCGCCCUGAAGGAGCAGCUGGCGUCCGAGAGCAUCUCUAGGCAGGAGCAGGAGGAGAUGGCGGGGGCGCUGGGCGGGUUGUUGGCCGAGUCCAAUAAGAAGCUGCUGGAGCUGGAGGAGAGGCACAGCGCCACCCAGCGGGAGGCAAGGGAGCUGCAGCAGGUGGCGGAGCGAUACAGGAGGGAGUGGGUCCCGCCAGCCGAGCACGCCCGAGCUAAGGAGGCCCUGGAGGGCAGCGUCCGGGAGCUGAAGGCCAGAGUCCAGCAGCUGGAGCAAGAGCUGGCCACCAAAGCCCAGGAGGCCUCGCGGCUGCAGAGCGAGCUGGCGAGCACGCGGGAGGGCACGGUCCCCAGGGAGGAGCACGAGCAGCUGCGGUGCAACCUGCAGGCGGAGGUGAGUGCGCUGAGCCUGAAGCUGAGCGACCUGGAGCGCAAGCACGAGAGGACCUGCACGGAGGUGUUCCAGGUGCAGCGCGAGGCCCUGUUCAUGAAGAGCGAGAAGCACGCAGCCGAGGCCCAGCUGGCCGCCACGGAGAAGCAGCUGCAGAGCCUGCGGGCCGAGUCGGGCCGGAUCCAGGAGCUGCAUGGCCACGUCGAGGACUCGGCCAAGCUGGUCAAGGAGAAGGACAAGAAGAUCACCGAGCUGUCCAAGGAAGUCUUCAAGCUGAAGGAGUCCUUGAACAGCCUGUCUGAGCUCUCCGGCCCGGGGGUGGCCCCGCAGAAGCAGCAGAACCCGCAGGCGGUGGCAAAGCUGCAGGGCACAAUAAAGGCCUUGGAACAGCAGCUGGCCGGGACAGAGACGCACCACCGCAAAGUCGUCUCACUCUACCGGAGCCACCUGCUCUGCGCGAUUCAGGGCCACAUGGACAAAGAUGUGCAGAGACUCUUGUACCAGAUCCUGAUGAUGCAGCAGCUGCAGGAGCAAGGCAGAUGAGCGCCCCGGGGCGAGGGAGCCCGGUUCCAAGCAGGGGGGCCUUCCCCACAGGGGAGCGGAGCGGGACUCGCACACAGAACCGGCUGGACUCCAGCGUCAAGCGGUGUGGCGAGGCCCCGUGCACAUGCUUCCUCACCAAAAAUCAAGGCACACGUGUGUUGGGUGAUCACUAGGGCGGCACCUUUGCUCCCUGUUCCUGGGAAGCCUGUGCUGGGAGGUGCCCGUGGGCGAGUGGCUGGAA